AUGUUACUCUCAAUUAUUGGCAUUUUGGCUGUUAUGGGAUGCUUCCUUUUCCUGGCUUCCUACCAAAAAAUCGGGACCAUGCUUUUUCUGCGAAUUAAUAAUGUUGUCGCAGUUCUAUGCUUUCUGCUAUAUUCUGCUACCAUUUUGACUCUUCUGAUAUUAGAUGCGAAAGGAAUUUUCCUUGACUCAGGGAUUCUUCUCUGCCACGAUCUCCAAAGUGAAACUUAUAGGAACAUUUUAUUGUAUACAGCCGGUAAAUAUUAUUUGAUAAUUGGCCUCUACCUGAACGAAUACCCUAUUCGAGAGGGAUUCUUCACUAUUUGUGAAGUAGUGUGUCACAUUCUUUUCCGAGGAAACCAUCCCCAAACGAAUUUCAACAGAAUAGUCACUCGACUCGGUGGUGCAACAGUAAUUCGAAGCCGUAGACCAAACAAUGCUCCUUCCAGACGUGUUUCCAGUGUCCUUCCACUACCGUACCAGACUAUUGAAGAAACCACAGCUAUAAUUUCUAACAGACCAGCCAGAAGAACUACGAGUGGACCACCGCCAGUGUACCAAGCAAGCAGCGACACAACCACAACUCACAAUAGCGGAUUGUCUGCAGAAUCCCGUCCAUUAAGAGAUAACGAGGCUCCACCUUCGUAUAUGGUAGAAUAA
This is a messenger RNA of Caenorhabditis briggsae, 657 nucleotides long. Bases 1 to 657 code for a protein of 218 amino acids. The transcript is spliced from 6 exons. NCBI's taxonomy places the organism in Eukaryota, Metazoa, Nematoda, Chromadorea, Rhabditida, Rhabditidae. The record is from RefSeq and is a predicted model, not a curated record.